Molecule: messenger RNA, 5491 nt
Organism: Betta splendens (Siamese fighting fish)
Lineage: Eukaryota; Metazoa; Chordata; Actinopteri; Anabantiformes; Osphronemidae
Gene: abcc8
Product: ATP-binding cassette, sub-family C (CFTR/MRP), member 8
Exons: 40
Coding region: 436-5334 (1632 amino acids)
Biological process (GO): transmembrane transport; potassium ion transport
Cellular component (GO): membrane
Molecular function (GO): ABC-type transporter activity; ATP hydrolysis activity; sulfonylurea receptor activity
Source: RefSeq, a predicted model, not a curated record
AACCGCUGUGUGCAGCCAUCCACUCCCGGUUCACGAUGGCAUACGUGACUUCGGUUUCAGCGUCUCAUCGACCGCUAUAAAGACUCCGGUUCGGCCGCUGUGACCCGCUGCUCGUCGGUUCAUGACCAACGGUGGCCUCGCGUCGAGGAUCGGCUCCCUUUCUUGCUCUCCCUCCUCCUCCGCCUCCUCCUCCUCCUCCUCCUCCUCGGUACCCGGGUUCAGCACCGCGGACAGCUCUCCGCUUCCUCCCGUAAACCGACGCCUGCUGCCGGGUGAUCAAACGCAAGCGGGACAGCGAGAAGUCGGCCGCACUCCGAGCACAUGAGAGACUGGACCCGCGCUGGGGGUUCCCUCUUACUUUGUUUAAACCACGAGCGGCGUAUGUGACAAAAGAGGAGAGCGUUCUGGGAGUCAGGGAAACGACGCCGAAGCAAAAUGAUCUCACGAUAUAAACCGAGUCCCGGUUCCACCAUGUCCUUGGCGUUUUGUGGGAACGAGAACAACUCGGCGGCCUACAACGUGGACGGAGGGGUUCUGAACAACGGCUGUUUCCUGGACGCGCUCAACGUGGUGCCGCACGUCUUCCUCCUCUUCAUCACAUUCCCCAUUCUCUUCGUCGGUUGGGGAAGCCAGAGCUCCAAGGUCCACAUCCACCACAGCACCUGGCUGCACUUCCCGGGCCACAACCUGCGCUGGCUCCUCACCUUCAUCCUGCUCUUCAUCCUCGUCUGUGAAAUCGCCGAGGGCAUCGUCUCCGAUGGGUACAGCCAAUCCCUCCAUCUUCACCUGUACAUGCCUGCAGGUCUGGCCUUCAUGGCUGGCAUCACCUCUAUUAUCUACUAUCAUAACAUCGAGACCUCCAACUUCCCCAAACUGCUUUUAGCCCUGCUGAUCUACUGGGUGCUGGCCUUCAUCAUGAAAACGAUCAAGUUUGCCAAAUACACAGAGCACGGCGUCGGCCCCCGGCAGCUGCGCUACUGCAUCACGGGACUCCUGGUGCUUCUGUAUGGACUCCUGCUCGCUGUGGAGAUCAAUGUCAUCAUGGGCCGGCGCUACAUGUGUUUCGCCACCCCGACCGAGGUGAAACCUCCCGAGGACCUUCAGGACCUGGGCGUUCGCUUCCUGCAGCCCUUCGUCAACCUCCUGUCCAAAGGCACCUACUGGUGGAUGAACACCUUCAUUACCUCGGCCCACAGACGACCCAUCGACCUCAAGGUCAUCGGCAAGUUGCCCAUCGCAAUGAGAGCGCUCACAAAUUACAUAAAGCUACGCAAGGCCUUCGAAGACCAGAAGAGGCCUCAGGGAACAGCUCCCCAGGGCCCCAAGUGGAUCUGGCAGGCCUUGAGGAAAGCGUUUGGCAGGCCUCUUAUCCUCAGCAUCACGUUCCGCUUCCUGGCCGACCUGCUGGGCUUUGCCGGUCCUCUCUGCAUCUCCGGCAUCGUCCAUCACAUCAGCAAGGACAACCGCACCAUUCAACCACCGAUGAGGCUGCUGGGGAUUUAUUUCAUUUCAUCCAAGGAGUUCCUAGAGAACGCGUACGUGCUGGCCGUGUUGCUCUUCUUCGCCCUCCUCCUGCAGAGGACCUUCCUGCAGGCCUCCUACUACGUGGCCAUCGAGACGGGCAUCAACCUGCGCGGGGCCAUUCAGACCAAGAUCUACAACAAGAUCAUGCGCCUGUGCACGUCCAACAUGUCCAUGGGCGAGCUCACCGUGGCUCAGAUCUGCAACCUGGUUGCCAUAGACACCAACCAGCUGAUGUGGUUCUUCUUCCUCUGCCCCAACCUGUGGGCCAUGCCAGUGCAGAUCAUUGUGGGAGUGAUCCUCCUCUACUACCUCCUGGGAAUCAGUGCCUUGAUCGGAGCGACCGUCAUCGCUGUGUUGGCGCCCGUGCAAUACUUUGUGGCCACCAAGCUGUCCCAGACGCAGAAGAGCACGCUGGAGUACUCCAGCGAGCGUCUGAAGAAGACCAACGAGCUGCUGCGGGGCAUCAAGCUGCUCAAGCUCUACGCCUGGGAGCGCAUCUUCUGCGACAGCGUGGAGGAGACCAGGGGCAAAGAGCUCACCAGCCUGCGGGCCUUCGCUCUCUACACGUCCAUAUCCAUUUUCAUGAAUGCGGCCAUUCCCAUCGCGGCUGUUUUGACGACGUUCGUGGUUCACGUCCACAUCUCGGAGGACGCGGACCUGUCCCCGGCCGUGGCCUUCGCCUCCCUGUCCCUCUUUCACAUCCUGGUGACCCCCCUCUUCCUGCUCUCCAGCGUCGUGCGCUCCACCGUCAAGGCUCUCGUCAGCGUGCAGAAGCUCAGCGAGUUCUUCUCCAGCGACGAGAUCGGGGAGGAACAGGAGCCCCGGGUGACGCUGCCCUCCGGCUCCAGCAAUCACAACCAAAAUAAAUACCAAGCUGUGUCGCCCUCUAAACCUGUCCCCUCGUCCUCCUCCUUCUUGUCCCUUCACCGCCAGCCCUUGAAGGUGGUGAACCGGAAGCGCCCCCCGAGGGACGACUGGAACAACUACAGCUCUCAGGGGGAGCGCGAGGGCGACCGGGCGUCCGUGGACGUGGACCCAGACACUUGUAUCAAGAUAAACUGUGGUUAUUUCACGUGGACUGAUGGACCUCCAACGCUUUCUAAUGUGGACAUCAGGAUUCCUUUUGGCAAGCUGACCAUGAUUGUGGGACAGGUCGGCUGUGGGAAGUCUUCUCUGCUGCUGGCAGCGCUUGGAGAGAUGCAGCGAGUGUCGGGAACUGUCAUCUGGAACAGUCAGCCACAUCUGGAGUCUGAGGGGGAUGAAAGCCCCACAGACAAAGAAGCAGCAAGUGACGGCGACAUCAGGAAGAGAGACGCCGUGGCCUACGCCUCCCAGAAGCCCUGGCUGCUGAACACCAGCGUGGUGGAGAACAUCACCUUCGAGAUGCCCAUGAUCAAAUCAAGAUACAAAGCUGUCGUCGAAGCCUGUUCUCUCCAGCCUGACAUCGACAUCCUUCCGCAGGGAGACCAGACGGAGAUCGGCGAGCGGGGCAUCAUCCUGUCGGGGGGGCAGAAGCAGCGGAUCAGCGUCGCCCGGGCCUUGUACCAGCAGACCAGCGUGGUCUUCCUGGACGACCCUUUCUCUGCCCUGGACAUCCACCUGAGUGAUCACCUGAUGCAGGACGGCAUCCUGAAGCUGCUGAGAGAAGAGAAGAGGACGGUGGUGCUGGUCACGCACAAACUUCAGUACCUGCCACACGCAGACUGGAUUAUAGCCAUGAAAGAUGGCACCAUCCACACAGAAGGGACCCUGAAGGACAUCCAGAACUCCGAGCCUGAGCUGUUCGAGCAGUGGAAAACCCUGAUGAACAGACAGGACCAGGAGUUUGAAAAGGAGACGGAGGCGGCCAGUAUGACAGACAUGGAGCGGAACAACCUGCGGAGGGCCAUGUACUCCAGAGAGGCCGUCCGGACCGAGGAGGACGAGGAAGGUGGCACCCCGGGGUGGACCUCUGCAGUGCCAGGUGCCGCCCUCAUAUUCGAUCGAGCAGAGGAGUCUCUGGAGAGCGACGAGGACGACGACCUGUCGCAGGCGAUGCGCCAGCGCGCCACCAUCCCGUGGCGCUCGUGCGGCACCUACCUGUCGUCCGCCGGCCUGCUGCUGCUCAACCUGCUCCUGCUGUCGCAGCUGCUCAAGCACUCCCUCAUGGUCGCCAUCGACUACUGGCUGGCGCACUGGACGUCGCACGUCAUCACGGCGGCGCCGCGCAACUGCACCGCGCUGCAGGGCUGUGGCUUCAGACACGCCUGGUACCUGUCCAUCUUCAGCGUGCUGUGCUGCCUGGGCAUCGUCCUGUGUCUGGCCACGUCUGUGGCUGUGGAGUGGACCGGCCUCCGAGUGGCCAAGGAGCUCCACCACAACCUGCUCAACAAGAUCAUACUGGCCCCCAUGAGGCUCUUUGAGACCACGCCGCUCGGCAGCAUCCUCAACCGCUUCUCCACGGACACCAACACCAUCGACCAGCACAUCCCCACCACCCUGGAGUGCCUGACGCGCUCCACCCUGCUGUGCGCGUCGGCCCUGGGCGUCAUCUCCUACGUGACCCCCGUCUUCCUCAUCGCCCUCCUGCCGCUGGCCGUCAUCUGCUACUUCAUUCAGAAAUACUUCCGGGUGGCCUCCAGGGACCUGCAGCAGCUGGAGGACAGCACCCAGCUGCCGUUGCUCUCCCACUUCUCUGAGACAGUGGAGGGUCUCACCACCAUCAGAGCCCUCAGGUACGAGCCCAGGUUCAGACAGAGGCUGCUGCAGUUCACCGACGCCAACAACAUCGCCUCGCUCUUCCUCACGGCGGCCAACCGUUGGCUGGAGGUCCGCAUGGAGUACAUCGGCGCGUGUGUGGUGCUGGUGGCAGCCGUCGCCUCCAUCACCAACUCCCUGUACAACCAGCUGUCCUCCGGCCUGGUGGGGCUCGGCCUGACGUACGCGCUCAUGGUAUCAAACUACAUGAACUGGAUGGUGCGCAACCUGGCAGACAUGGAGGUGCAGCUCGGCUCAGUGAAGCGGAUCAACGGCCUGCUCCAGACCGAACCAGAGAACUAUGAGGGUCUGCUCACUGUGUCCCAGGUCCCCGACGGCUGGCCCCGGCAGGGAGAGAUCAAGAUCCAGAAUCUGAGCGUCCGGUACGACGCCUCGCUCAAGCCCGUGCUCAAGAACGUCAACGCCCACAUCAGCCCCGGAGAGAAGGUCGGGAUCUGUGGCAGAACCGGCAGCGGAAAGUCCUCCUUCUCCUUGGCCUUCUUCCGCAUGGUGGACACGUUUGAGGGGAGGAUUGUGAUUGACAACAUCGACAUCGCCAAGCUGCCUCUGCAGACCCUCCGGUCCCGCCUGUCCAUCAUCCUCCAGGACCCCUUCCUGUUCAGCGGCACCAUUCGGUUCAACCUGGACCCAGAGGUGAAGGCCACGGACGAGAUGCUGUGGGAGGCUCUAGAGAUCGCCCAGUUGAAGCCUGUGGUUAAAUCCCUGCCGGGGGGCCUGGAUGCGGUGGUGACGGAGGGAGGAGAGAACUUCAGCCAGGGCCAGAGGCAGCUGUUCUGUCUGGCCAGAGCCUUCGUCAGGAAGAGCAGCAUCCUAAUCAUGGACGAAGCCACCGCGUCCAUCGACAUGGCAACGGAGAGCAUCCUGCAGAAGGUGGUGAUGACUGCCUUUGCCGACCGAACAGUAGUAACUAUCGCCCACCGCGUCCACACCAUCCUGAAUGCCGACCUGGUGAUUGUGAUGAAGCGGGGGAUCAUCCUGGAGUACGACAGACCCCAGGCCCUGCUGGACAAGGAGGACAGCGUCUUCGCCUCCUUCGUGCAGGCAGACAAGUAGCACAAGAAGAAGAAGAAGAAGAGGAGAGGAAGCGUUAAAGGAAGACAUUCGAAGUGCAAUUGUUCCAUGGAAUAUAUUCCUUUUAUUUUUUAAUCAUGUAUUAUAUUUGUACAUAAAAUGUUAAUUCUUUGUUAAUAAAACAUAAAUUAUCAUCUAA